Messenger RNA from Didymodactylos carnosus, 294 nucleotides. The record is from the annotation of a GenBank genome assembly. Lineage: Eukaryota; Metazoa; Rotifera; Eurotatoria; Philodinida; Philodinidae.
AUGUCAAUUUACAAUGUCCAACAAAAAUAUUUAGAAGUAAUAACAAAUGCGGUAGAUAAAUGGUGUAAUCACGAUUUGAAUGGUAUUGUUAUCAAACCAGAUGAUGAUUAUAUGAUUAAUUUAGUUUCACCAAAUGAUAAAGAUGUAGAAGCGUCAAUAAAAUGUGAUUGUGGAACACGUAUAUUAAUUCCAUUACGUGCAGAUUCAUCAACGUUCCAUUUAUCCAGUUAUUAUCGUCAUUUAAAUACAGGCCGUUGUAGAAUGAUACGUAAUAAACAAAAACAAAAUAAUGUA